Molecule: messenger RNA, 867 nt
Organism: Fomitopsis serialis
Lineage: Eukaryota; Fungi; Basidiomycota; Agaricomycetes; Polyporales; Fomitopsidaceae
Exons: 3
Source: RefSeq, a predicted model, not a curated record
GACGACAGGACCUGUCCGGCAUGCGACAGACCAUUCAGGACAGCACAGGGCAUGAUGGCUCAUUUGAGCUCUGCAAAGUCCUGCAAAUGGUACAGGAAGGGCAAGAACCCCGUUCCUCACGACCGCCUGGUACCUGAAGUUGUGGAACAGGUACACGCCGUUAUCCAGGACUCGAGCGACGCGGACGAGGAACCACUGGAUUUCCAUGACAUCAUGGAGAACAGGGAUCUGUUCCGGUUCGUUCUGCCUACUUCUACUGUUGAUGAUGGGCCCAACGGAGACCAGGCUCUGGAUGACGACGAAGACACCCGGGUGGAGGAUGAAGACCCCCGAGCGGGGCGCGUAAUCAGAAUGGAGGAGACCGUUGUCGACACGUGGAAGGCUUAUUUUGGAGAGGAUGUUGAGCAAGAGGACCCUCCCGAGGACGCAAUGGAUGUGGAUGGAGUGGGUGUGGAUGAGCAAGCGGCUAAGGAUCCUAACCUCAAGUGGAAGCCCUUUGCAUCCGAGCUAGAUUGGCGGGUGGCAAUGUGGGCUGUCAGAGAAGACGUCGGGCAGAACUCACUGAACAGGUUUCUUCUCAUACCGGGGGUUGUUGAGAAGCUGGAACUCAGUUUCAAAGACGUCCGACAGCUUUUCCAGAAGGUGGACAGCAUCCCGGACCGAGCAUCAUGGCAGACUGCUACGCUCACCUUCCCUGAUCGACCAGAUGAGAAGCACAUGGUGCGGUACAGGGACAUCAUCGAAGCGAUUAAGGCCUUGGUUGGCAAUCCAGCGCAUGCCAAACAUAUUGUAUACCGGCCCAAACGAGUCUUUGCGGACCAGUCGCGGUUGAGGCGCAUAUACACGGAGAUGUGGACGGGCCUCUGG